Messenger RNA from Microthlaspi erraticum, 309 nucleotides. Lineage: Eukaryota; Viridiplantae; Streptophyta; Magnoliopsida; Brassicales; Brassicaceae. The record is from the annotation of a GenBank genome assembly.
AUGAAAGGAGACUUGCGAGAGACGAGCAAGGCAGUCGUGUUGGUGAACUCGUUCCUACAUGUGAUGAGGAACGCAGAGCUGCUGUACGAGCAAGGCAAGAUCAAGGAGUCUCACUUGGCAAUAGGAAUGCAUGAGGGGAGGCACAUCUAUCGUUUCGAGCAUCCCUCAUUUGGCAUCUCGAAGAUCCUUCUUCCGAACCCCGAUCUUACAAACACCAACAGCCGGGAUGGAAUCCUGUUUCUCCCCUCGGCUGACCAGUUGUUUAUGGAUGGAGGCGAUGCAACGGUCGGUGAAGGGACAAGGGCGUGA